AUGACCGACCCUUUAGACCUCAUCAUCUGCACCGCCUGCGGCAUCCAAUACCCCACCUCGACAGCGCCCGCUUCAUGUAAAAUCUGCGACGAUCCACGCCAAUACCUCCCACCGACUGGCCAAACAUGGACAACCCUCCGCACCCUCCAAACCGCCACCGACACGACUAACUCAAAGAAAUACACCAACAUCUUCACGCCCUCCAAAAAGCACCCCUCAACACUCAUCUCCAUCCAAACAGCACCCAAACUCGCCAUCGGCCAACGCGCCCUCCUGUGCCGUCUGCCCUCAGGAAAGAACAUCCUCUGGGACUGUCUCACGUACAUUGACGACGAGACGGUGGAUAAGAUCAACGAGCUGGGCGGUCUGCAUGCGAUCGUCAUCUCGCAUCCGCAUUAUUUUUCGACGCAUUUGGUCUGGGCGGAGAGGUUUGGUUGUAAGGUCUACAUGUCUGUUGAGGAUGAGGAGUGGGCGGUUAGGAAGGGGGAGGGGCAGGUUUUUUGGGAGGGGCAGGAGUUGAAUCUAGGUUUGGAUUUGCCUUUAGGGUCACGGUCUUUGUCACGAGCUGAGGCGGAUAUCGUGGCGAUUAAAACCGGGGGCCAUUUCCCGGGGAGUUCGGUGCUGUGGUGGAAAUCGAAGCGGUCGUUGAUGGUGGCGGAUACGAUCUUCGUGGUGCCGAGUGGAGUGUAUCAUGUUGAUCGAGAGCCUGGGACGACUUCGUUUUCGUUUAUGUGGUCGAUUCCGAAUAUGAUUCCUCUUCCUCCGGGUGAGGUGCAUAAUAUCUGGAAGGCGAUUGCGCAUACCGACUUCGACGAUACCUAUGGGGCUUUCCCCGGAUCGGAAACAUACGGCAACAGCAGGGAACGCGUGCUGGAAAGUGCCAAGAUUAUAGUCAAAGCAAUGGGAUACCUAGAUCACGCGAUUCAUCAGGAAGUGUGCUAA
Molecule: messenger RNA, 942 nt
Organism: Aspergillus affinis
Lineage: Eukaryota; Fungi; Ascomycota; Eurotiomycetes; Eurotiales; Aspergillaceae
Product: putative metallo-beta-lactamase domain protein
Exons: 3
Coding region: 1-942 (313 amino acids)
Source: RefSeq, a predicted model, not a curated record